Archocentrus centrarchus (flier cichlid) is the source of this 3233-nucleotide messenger RNA. It is a transcript of the gene pou2f3, whose product is annotated as POU class 2 homeobox 3. Gene Ontology annotation, biological process: regulation of transcription by RNA polymerase II. Gene Ontology annotation, molecular function: DNA-binding transcription factor activity, RNA polymerase II-specific; RNA polymerase II cis-regulatory region sequence-specific DNA binding. NCBI's taxonomy places the organism in Eukaryota, Metazoa, Chordata, Actinopteri, Cichliformes, Cichlidae. Gene Ontology annotation, cellular component: nucleus. The record is from RefSeq and is a predicted model, not a curated record. Bases 131 to 1354 code for a protein of 407 amino acids. The transcript is spliced from 13 exons.
AAUCCUGAUAAGCAGCAGUAAGAAUUACAAAACUUCUUUUCCCAACAUUCACUUUCUUUCUUUUUGAAUACUCAGAAAAAGGGAAAGAAGGCGCCUGGGGCAGCACAGCCUUUUAACUUCAGAUAUUAAGAUGAGCGCAGACACGGCAGAGCACACGGAGGCUCCGGGUGAACGGACAGAGCGAAAUGGAAUUGACUUCAAUCGCCAAAUAAAAACAGAGGACAUCAACGACUCACCUCAUUCAGCCUCCGCAGUGAAGACAUGUCACGUGACGCAGAGCUCUCCGGUGCACGGAGGUCAGCUGACCGGGGAGCUCACAUCUCUCCACCCAAUGCAGCAGCUGGUUCUGAUGCCUCCGUCUCACCUGUCAUCUCCCUCCCCCUUCCUCCUCUCCCAGAGUUCCUCCAGCCACCAAGCCCUUCUGCAGCAGAACCUGCUGUCUCUUCCCAGCCAGAGUCCAACUGGCCUGCUUCAGCAUCAGCCCGGCCUGGCUCUGACUCCACAGAUUUCCCUCUGUGAUGUUUCUCUGAUCCAGGCUAUGGGUCGCUCAGGUCUGGCAGGACCUUCUCUGGAGAGCCACAUGGACAUGUCCCACCUGCAGAUGCCCAAACACAUGUCGGUGCCACCACAGGAAGAGCCCAACGAACUGGAGGAUCUGGAGCAGUUUGCAAAAGCAUUCAAGCAAAGACGCAUCAAACUGGGCUUCACUCAGGGAGAUGUGGGCCUUGCAAUGGGAAAGCUUUAUGGGAACGACUUCAGCCAGACCACAAUCUCUCGAUUUGAGGCUCUGAACCUCAGCUUCAAAAACAUGUGCAAGCUCAAACCUCUGCUGGAGAAAUGGCUGAGCGAUGCCGAGAGCUCACCGUCUGACUCGAUGAGCAAUCCCACCGCCCUGCCGACCCUGAUGGAGGGCUACGGGCGCAAACGGAAAAAGAGGACGAGCAUUGAAACCAACAUCAAGAUGACUCUGGAGAAACGCUUCCUGGACAACCCUAAGCCCAACUCUGAGGAGAUAACACUGAUCUCAGAGCAGCUGUCCAUGGAGAAGGAGGUGGUUCGAGUUUGGUUCUGUAAUCGUCGCCAGAAGGAGAAGAGGAUCUUCUGCCCGGCGGCGACUCUUCCAGUCAAGUCUCACACCUACAACUCCAGGAUGGCUUCAGCAUCUAGGUCCUACAGCCCUCUGGCUUCAGGCGGAGUUUCUUCAAAUUCCUCCCCAAAUAGUAUGAGCCGUGAAGCUUCUCCUAACGGUCUGUCUGCAGCCUCCGCCUCUCUAACCUCUCCGGUCAGUGCAGCUUCCUACAGCACGCCGGGGUCAUGGUACCGCACGUGGAAUCAUCCCACGUAUCACCACUGAGAAACUGUAUGACAUGAAGUUUUUGAAGGUAGUUUUCUUCUAGAAGGAUGCACACUGAAGAUGGAGUCGCUCAUUGUCCCCGUAACACACGCGGUCACAGCUGCAGGUGAAAGCUCACACGGACACGAGACAAAGCAGCAGCACAAGCAGAGAACUGCGUGCCACCACACUUCUGUUCAAUGCUCACGCAAGUCCCAACAGCCUGUUCGAUUGGUGUUCACAUGACUCUUUAUUUUUUGAACACAAACGCACACACACACACACACACACACACACACACACACAAUGGAGGGAAACGUCCUGUCUGAGCCUGUAACUGCCACCACUUCAAAUAAUUUCUCUGAAUGUUGAAGGAGUCCAGAUUUGCUGAGAUUGUGCACCAACCUGUUUCUAAUUGUGUCUUUCUGCUCUCAUAUGUUUUCAUGUUUAUAUUGUAUUUAGUGUAGAUUUAGGGGUGUUUUUGUUAUGUUACAGGACAUAUUUUAACAGUUUUCAUUAUGUUUGUGAGUGCUGCAACUCGUUUCUUUUAUUCAGCACUGAAGUCUCCAAAAAAACAAGAGCCAGAGAUGCCUCUUCUGGAUCUAAGAUGAAAAUCUAAGUUUAAUUUGAAUUUCGUCACACUAUCUGGCUCUCAUCAGAGCUCAGAGUGGGUAAUUUGCAUGUUUCAUUAAAAGCCUAGUGCAUUAGUGACUGGAAUUACAGACAAAACUGAAAAAAAGGACAUAAAGUGGAAUAAAAACGGAUUUCCAUGAUAAAGUUGGAGCAGAAACUGGUGAUGAUGUUAUGCUACGUUUUUAUUUUGUCACCCACAUAAAUAACCAAAGGGGAUUUUUUUGUCGUACCUACUGUAGAUUUCCCAAAGAAAUAAACAAAUUUUUUCAUGUGAUAAUUCAUAUUUAAAAGGCUCUUUUAUGUUUCAAAGACACGAGUUUGAAUAACACGUUGCUGGAUCAUACUGUACUCCAUUGUGUCCUGCGGCUCUUCUCGAGAAUAUCUGCAGCUUUUGCAUGACUUUUGCAGCUCUGACUGUUCUGCGGGUCAGUGCAGAACGCAGUUCAGCUGCCAGACGUUGCUGGUUUAGGAUGAUGUUAAAGAGCACCGCAGCUAAUGGCUCAGAAGCAUCAUCACUGUGUUCAGUGUAGAGGCUAACUGCCCAGAGCGGGCUGACCUCUGCAUCAAGUGGGCGUGCAGUUUUAACUGUCAUCUCUAUGCACAGCUCGCUUUUUGAACAGCAGUCUGAAUGCUUGAACUUGGUUAUAGCACGUGAGAUAAUUUAACAUUUUGGAGGGUUUUUUUGUAUGCGUCACCUAUUGGGGUGUUUUUACUGACACUGUCCUGUCACUGUGCUGCAUUUCAACCGUCAACCUCGAUCCAAACUGUGAAUGUCUGCGAUGCUCACUCUGAUACGGGUCCAGCUCAGCUCAUAUCUCAAAAGCCUGCAUUUCUCCUGGACUGUUUUUACCCAUGGAUCGACAUGUGUGCACAGGAAGCACACACAACACUUCGUGCUGAUUUUGGCGUCUUCCUGGGAAUUGUUGACAGUUAUCAAAUAUAAAAUAUCACCUUUCUUUUAAUUGGGAAGUGGAGCUCUUGAAUAAGUGCUGACUGCUGCUGGUUAAAGCCAGAGUUUCUGUUUAUUUCCUGUCACGCGCUCCGUCCUCGCUUCACUUUUGUUUCAAACAAAAACAAAAAAACAUUUCUGUCACUUUUUGUUUUGGGGUGUCCACUCUAUAUUUUACUUUACAGGUUAAUGUUUUGUAGUGGAACCAAACUCCAACUUCAUAAAAUUAAGGAAGCCACUAUAUUUACUAUAUAUUAUGUAAUGUUACUGCUGAUUCAUGUUUUUAUUGAUGUAACCUGAAGCUACCAUUGAAGCAGU